Molecule: messenger RNA, 1433 nt
Organism: Anopheles maculipalpis
Lineage: Eukaryota; Metazoa; Arthropoda; Insecta; Diptera; Culicidae
Product: vertebrate ancient opsin-like
Exons: 5
Coding region: 69-1415 (448 amino acids)
Biological process (GO): G protein-coupled receptor signaling pathway
Cellular component (GO): membrane; photoreceptor outer segment
Molecular function (GO): G protein-coupled receptor activity
Source: RefSeq, a predicted model, not a curated record
AACUUGUCAACCAUAUUUUGGGAACGUUGCCGGGGACGGAUCAUCGCUAGCAGGAUGUAGCAUCGAAGAUGUACGACGUCACCGAUGCUGCCUCCAUCAAUUCCGACUACCAGGAGCUGAUGGCACCGUGGGCCUACAAUGGUGCCGCCGUGACACUUUUCUUUAUAGGGUUCUUCGGAUUUUUUCUCAACAUCUUCGUUAUUGCCCUCAUGUACAAGGAUGUACAGCUAUGGACGCCGAUGAAUAUUAUAUUGUUCAAUUUAGUUUGUUCCGACUUUUCCGUAUCGAUCAUCGGUAAUCCGCUCACUCUUACGUCCGCCAUUUCCCAUCGUUGGCUGUACGGGAAAAGCGUUUGUGUGGCGUACGGAUUUUUCAUGUCACUGCUAGGAAUCGCUUCAAUCACAACUCUUACCGUGCUUUCGUACGAGCGGUUCUGUUUGAUCAGCCGCCCAUUCACCGCCCAGAACCGCUCGAAACAAGGAGCCUGCCUAGCGGUACUGUUCAUCUGGAGCUAUUCAUUUGCCCUAACCUCGCCGCCACUGUUUGGUUGGGGCGCCUACGUCAACGAAGCGGCAAACAUAAGCUGCUCGGUGAAUUGGGAGUCGCGAACAACGAAUGCAACCAGCUACAUCAUAUUUCUCUUCGUAUUCGGCCUGAUACUCCCACUGGCAGUCAUUAUUUAUAGCUACAUCAACAUCGUUCUCGAAAUGCGCAAGAACUCUGCACGCGUGGGACGUGUAAACCGAGCCGAACGACGCGUCACCUCCAUGGUGGCGGUGAUGAUCGUCGCCUUUAUGAUCGCGUGGACGCCGUACGCCACCUUUGCGUUGAUCGAGCAGUUUGGCCCACCGGAACUGAUUGGCCCGGGAUUGGCCGUGCUGCCAGCACUCAUCGCCAAAUCAAGCAUCUGCUACAACCCGAUCAUCUACGUCGGCAUGAACACACAGUUCCGGGCCGCCUUCUGGCGCGUUAGACGUACGAAUGGUGUUGCCGGUCAACCGGACAGCAACAACACCAACAGUCGGGAUAAGGAUUCACGCAGCACCGCCAAGGAUGUGCUGGAGUGUAGCUUGGACUUUUGCCACUGGACUGUACGUGGCACACGGGUAAGCAUCUCUUCCGUCGAUCGGAACGUGCCGGUACGCUCCGGUGAAGAACGGUCCAAGGAACGGUCGAGUAGAAGUAGCAGAGGAUCGAAGGAACAUGAUCGACCGUUGGGGGUGAAAACGUUGAAGGCCAACAAUGCACGAUCAGUACCGAGCAUUGAACCGGUGGCAGAUUGUAGUAUGACGGACGUGCUAACCAGCGGAGAUGGUAGUGUCAGAGUCGUUCGACAGGACUCGGAAUUAUCUGUGAUCCAUGAUGGUAGGGUGCUCGUUAUUAAAUCGCCAAUACCACACACGAACAUGUUGUAACAGUAAAGCUAUUUUUUU